CUGAGCUGAGCGGGGCGGACGGCGGCGGCGGGGCCCGAGCCCGAGAAGAUGGCGGUGCGGAAGAAGGACGGCGGCCCCAACGUGAAGUACUACGAGGCCGCGGACACCGUGACCCAGUUCGACAACGUGCGGCUCUGGCUCGGCAAGAACUACAAGAAGUAUAUACAAGCUGAACCACCCACCAACAAGUCCCUGUCUAGCCUGGUUGUACAGUUACUACAAUUUCAGGAAGAAGUUUUUGGCAAACAUGUCAGCAAUGCACCACUCACUAAACUGCCGAUCAAAUGUUUCCUAGAUUUCAAAGCAGGAGGUUCCCUGUGCCACAUACUUGCAGCUGCCUACAAAUUCAAGAGUGACCAGGGAUGGCGGCGUUAUGAUUUCCAGAAUCCAUCACGUAUGGACCGCAACGUGGAAAUGUUCAUGACCAUUGAGAAGUCCCUGGUGCAGAAUAACUGCCUAUCUCGACCUAACAUUUUUCUGUGUCCAGAAAUUGAACCCAAACUGCUAGGGAAAUUAAAGGAUAUUAUCAAGAGACACCAGGGAACAGUCACUGAGGAUAAGAACAAUGCCUCUCAUGUUGUGUAUCCUGUCCCAGGGAACCUAGAAGAAGAGGAAUGGGUACGACCUGUCAUGAAGAGGGAUAAGCAGGUUCUUCUGCAUUGGGGCUACUAUCCUGACAGUUAUGAUACGUGGAUCCCAGCUAGUGAAAUUGAAGCCUCCGUGGAGGAUGCUCCGACUCCUGAGAAACCCAGGAAGGUUCAUGCAAAGUGGAUUCUGGACACAGACACCUUCAAUGAGUGGAUGAAUGAAGAGGACUAUGAAGUAAAUGAUGACAAAAAUCCUGUCUCCCGCCGAAAGAAGAUUUCAGCCAAGACACUGACAGAUGAGGUAAAUAGCCCAGAUUCAGAUCGACGGGACAAGAAAGGAGGGAACUAUAAGAAGAGGAAGCGCUCUCCCUCUCCCUCACCCACCCCAGAAGCUAAGAAGAAAAAUGCUAAGAAAGGCCCCUCAACACCUUACACCAAGUCAAAGCGUGGCCACAGAGAGGAGGAGCAAGAAGAUCUGACAAAGGACAUGGAUGAGCCCUCACCUGUUCCCAAUGUGGAAGAGGUGACAUUGCCCAAAACAGUCAACACUAAGAAGGACUCGGAGGCAGCCCCAGUCAAAGGAGGCACCAUGACAGACCUGGAUGAACAGGAGGAUGAAAGCAUGGAGACUACAGGCAAGGAUGAGGAUGAAAACAGUACUGGGAACAAAGGGGAGCAAACCAAGAAUCCAGACCUGCAUGAGGACAACGUGACUGAACAGACCCACCACAUCAUCAUCCCGAGCUACGCUGCCUGGUUUGACUACAAUAGUGUUCAUGCCAUUGAGCGGAGGGCUCUCCCUGAGUUCUUUAACGGCAAGAACAAAUCCAAGACUCCAGAAAUCUACCUGGCCUAUCGAAAUUUCAUGAUUGACACUUACCGGCUGAACCCCCAAGAGUAUCUCACCUCCACUGCGUGCCGCAGGAACCUGGCGGGUGAUGUCUGUGCCAUCAUGAGGGUUCAUGCCUUCCUAGAACAGUGGGGUCUUAUUAACUACCAGGUGGAUGCUGAAAGCCGACCAACUCCAAUGGGGCCUCCGCCCACCUCUCACUUCCAUGUCUUGGCAGACACACCAUCAGGGCUGGUACCUCUGCAGCCCAAGACCCCACAGCAGACCUCUGCUUCCCAACAAAUGCUCAACUUUCCUGACAAAGGCAAAGAGAAACCAACAGACAUGCAGAACUUUGGGCUGCGCACUGAUAUGUACACCAAGAAGAAUGUUCCCUCUAAGAGCAAAGCUGCAGCUAGCGCUACUCGCGAGUGGACAGAACAGGAAACCCUGCUACUCUUGGAGGCACUGGAAAUGUACAAAGAUGACUGGAACAAAGUGUCAGAGCAUGUGGGAAGCCGCACCCAGGACGAGUGCAUCUUGCAUUUCCUUCGUCUUCCCAUUGAAGAUCCGUACCUGGAGGACUCAGAGGCCUCCCUGGGCCCCCUGGCAUACCAGCCUAUCCCCUUCAGUCAGUCAGGCAACCCUGUCAUGAGCACUGUGGCCUUCCUAGCUUCUGUUGUCGAUCCCCGAGUCGCCUCUGCUGCUGCAAAGUCAGCCCUAGAGGAGUUCUCCAAGAUGAAGGAAGAGGUGCCCACUGCCCUGGUGGAAGCCCAUGUUCGCAAAGUGGAAGAAGCAGCCAAAGUGACAGGCAAGGCAGACCCAGCCUUCGGUCUGGAAAGCAGUGGCAUUGCAGGAACCACCUCAGAUGAGCCUGAGCGGAUUGAGGAGAGCGGGACUGAAGAAGCACGGGUGGAGGGCCAGGCUACAGAUGAGAAGAAGGAGCCCAAGGAGGCCCGAGAAGGAGGAGUGGCUACAGAGGAAGAUACAAAGGACAAAACCAGCGAGGCUCCCAAGAAGGAUGAAGAAAAAGGGAAAGAAGGAGAUAGUGAGAAGGAGUCAGAGAAGAGUGAUGGGGACCCAGUAGUGGAUCCCGACAAGGAGAAGGAGCCAAAGGAAGGGCAGGAAGAAGUACUUAAGGAAGUGGUUGAGUCGGAAGGUGACAGGAAGACAAAGGUGGAGCGGGACAUUGGUGAGGGCAACCUGUCUACUGCAGCGGCUGCUGCCCUGGCUGCUGCUGCCGUCAAGGCCAAGCACUUGGCUGCCGUGGAGGAGAGAAAGAUCAAAUCGCUGGUGGCCCUGCUUGUGGAGACCCAGAUGAAAAAGUUGGAGAUCAAACUCCGGCACUUUGAGGAGCUAGAGACGAUCAUGGACCGGGAGCGGGAAGCACUGGAGUAUCAGAGGCAGCAGCUCCUGGCCGACAGACAGGCCUUCCACAUGGAGCAACUGAAGUAUGCAGAGAUGAGAGCUCGACAGCAGCACUUCCAGCAAAUGCAUCAGCAGCAGCAGCAGCCACCUCCAACCCUGCCCCCAGGCUCCCAACCUAUUGCACCCACAGGGGCCGCUGGGCCACCCUCCGUCCAUGGCUUGGCUGUGGCUCCGGCCUCUGUGGCCCCUGCUCCUGCUGGCAGUGGGGCCCCUCCUGGAAGCUUGGGCCCCUCUGAACAGAUUGGGCAGGCAGGGCCAACUGCAGGGCCACAGCAGCAGCAACCAGCUGGAGCCCCCCAGCCUGGGGCAGUCCCACCAGGGGUACCCCCCCCUGGACCCCAUGGCCCCUCGCCGUUCCCCAACCAACAAACUCCUCCCUCAAUGAUGCCAGGGGCAGUGCCAGGCAGCGCGCACCCAGGCGUGGCGGGUAAUGCUCCUUUGGGUUUGCCUUUUGGCAUGCCGCCUCCUCCUCCUCCUCCUGCUCCAUCCAUCAUCCCAUUUGGUAGUCUAGCUGACUCCAUCAGUAUUAACCUUCCCCCUCCUCCUAACCUGCAUGGGCAUCACCACCAUCUCCCGUUUGGCCCGGGCACUCUCCCCCCACCUAACCUGCCUGUGUCCAUGGCGAACCCUCUACAUCCUAACCUGCCGGCGACCACCACCAUGCCAUCCUCCUUGCCUCUCGGGCCGGGGCUCGGAUCCGCCGCAGCCCAGAGCCCUGCCAUUGUGGCAGCUGUUCAGGGCAACCUCCUGCCCAGUGCCAGCCCACUGCCAGACCCAGGCACCCCGCUGCCUCCAGAUCCCACAGUCCCGAGCCCAGGCACAGUCACCCCUGUGCCACCUCCACAGUGAGGAGCCAGCCAGACAUCUUUCCCACUUCCCCCAUGGAGAUUAAGGUUCCAGCAACAGCCCUGCCCCCACUACUGGGACCCCUCCCCAGCCUGGAGAGUUCAUCACUACGUAAGGAAAAAGCGCCUCCUGCCCCUCCAAAGCCCCCACCAUGCUGUUUGUGCCUCACAGGCAUGUUUUUAUAUCAGAUUAUUCAAGGACUUCUGUUGAAAAGCUGUUUGUAAAUGUCUGGGAGAGAGAACAGGAUGGGAAUGAGGCCCUUGAAGGGCUAGGGGAAGGUAUUUAUACACAGUAAUUAACCACACCUAAGGGUACACUCCCCCCCCAAAAAAAAACCUACAUUUUUUUAUGG
This is a messenger RNA of Chrysochloris asiatica (Cape golden mole), 4042 nucleotides long. It is a transcript of the gene SMARCC2, whose product is annotated as SWI/SNF related, matrix associated, actin dependent regulator of chromatin, subfamily c, member 2. Lineage: Eukaryota; Metazoa; Chordata; Mammalia; Afrosoricida; Chrysochloridae. Gene Ontology annotation, biological process: positive regulation of DNA-templated transcription. Bases 49 to 3693 code for a protein of 1214 amino acids. The record is from RefSeq and is a predicted model, not a curated record. Gene Ontology annotation, cellular component: SWI/SNF complex; npBAF complex; nBAF complex. Gene Ontology annotation, molecular function: nucleosomal DNA binding; histone binding. The transcript has 28 exons.